GUAUGUGAGCUUUUAUUUACAGACACUAAAAUAUGAAGAGGAGUUCCUACAGGCACUUGAAUCAUUUAGUUUAGCAUCCAAUUACGACCCUACAUGGGAACCACCACAACAGAAAAAGAAAGAACUGAUUAAAUAUUUGAAUAACGUUUCUGAAAUGGUAAAGACGUCAGGAAAAAUGAAAGUUAAAAGAUUGAAACAAAUUGUUCAGUCAAUUGAUAACAAGCAGUUAGGGCCUUAUAGUGGUGGAAAAUACACAUCUUCAGGUGGCCAAGCUGUGAAGUUAGAUGAAGUAUUACUCUCAAAUUUAUCAGUAGGUUUAAAUGAAGAAAAGGUAAUGCUAGGAAAAGUUGUGUGCUCCAUUUAUAAUGAAGAUAAAGUUCCAUUACAAGCAAGGCGAAUGCUGUGCAGUGACUGUAUUUAACAUUGCUGAGACAAAAGGUGUAAUUAUU
Molecule: messenger RNA, 449 nt
Organism: Agrilus planipennis (emerald ash borer)
Lineage: Eukaryota; Metazoa; Arthropoda; Insecta; Coleoptera; Buprestidae
Product: tetratricopeptide repeat protein 5-like
Exons: 3
Coding region: 155-421 (88 amino acids)
Source: RefSeq, a predicted model, not a curated record